Molecule: messenger RNA, 309 nt
Organism: Monoraphidium neglectum
Lineage: Eukaryota; Viridiplantae; Chlorophyta; Chlorophyceae; Sphaeropleales; Selenastraceae
Product: 40S ribosomal protein S3-1
Exons: 2
Coding region: 1-309 (102 amino acids)
Biological process (GO): translation
Cellular component (GO): nucleus; cytosolic small ribosomal subunit
Molecular function (GO): structural constituent of ribosome
Source: RefSeq, a predicted model, not a curated record
AUGGAGUCCGGCGCCAAGGGCUGCGAGGUCAUCGUCAGCGGGAAGCUGCGCGCCGCGCGCGCCAAGAGCAUGAAGUUCAAGGACGGCUACAUGGUGUCCUCGGGCGACCCCGUGCGCGUCUACCUCGACAGCAGCGUGCGCCACGUGCUGCUGCGCCAGGGCGUGCUCGGCAUCAAGGUGCGGAUCAUGAAGGACUGGGACCCGACCGGCCGCCAGGGCCCGAAGAUGCCCAUGCCCGACGUGGUCAAGGUGCACGAGCCCAAGGAGGAGGAGGUCUUUGCCGACAAGGCCAAGGACUUGGACCUCUAG